Molecule: messenger RNA, 8698 nt
Organism: Polistes dominula (European paper wasp)
Lineage: Eukaryota; Metazoa; Arthropoda; Insecta; Hymenoptera; Vespidae
Gene: cv-c
Product: RhoGTPase activating protein
Biological process (GO): signal transduction; regulation of Rho protein signal transduction; actin cytoskeleton organization
Molecular function (GO): GTPase activator activity; lipid binding
Source: RefSeq, a predicted model, not a curated record
CGUUUCUCAGUGUCGCUGCAGCGUUCGUGCUAGUUGUUUCUUGUUGGUAUCAUCUUUUUCGCGCUGCCGCCUAAAAUAUAUAUAUACAUAUAUAUAUAUAUUGUUUUCCUCGUGUGUGUUCAGUAGUGCAUCCUUUUCAAACUUUCGAUCUGUCGUUGUCUCUGUGUGUUUUUUAAAUCGAUCAUCGAUAACUAAUUACUGUUCGAGUACUCUUAUCGUUUUAUAUUGAUAUAUUUAUUUGCGGUUUGUUCGAGCGUGUCUCAGGAUCGAUUUGGCAGUCACGAGAUCGCGUUCGGUUUUUGCGGUUUACUUGCGAGCUUGUCUCUCUCUCUUUCUCUCUUUCUUUCUCUCUUUCUCUUUUUCUCUAUCCUCGUGGAUUAUUCGUCGGUAAUCGCGACACGAGAUCGAAGGUGUCGUUUGGAAUUUCAAAGGUAUUCGGAAGGGGAAAAAAAGAAACAAAAUAAACAAAAAAGAGAAGAAGAGAAGAAGAGAAGAAGAAGAAGAAGAAGAAGAAGAGGAGAGUGCGUCGAACUCGAAACACCGAAGGAAGAAGAUUUCCGUUCGUUCUUUUGAAUUUUUGGCGGUAAAUCGAUCACCCAAAUCGAAUCAUCAAAAACAACAACAACGACGACAAGUAUACAUACAUAAUUGUAUGUACAUAAAUGAAUGUAAACCCACCCACUACCCUCGGUAAAAUUAUCUUCGGUUGUUGUUUGAAGUGCGGGUUAUUUUUUUGUAAAUUUUAUUUGCGUACGGUAUUAAAAUAGUGAGCCAGUGUUUCGUGUGUGUUUAGAAUUAAAAGAAAGAAAGAAAGAAAGAAAGAAAGAAAUAGAAUUAUUUGAUUUGUUUUUCUCUCUUUCUUUCUAUCUUUUUGUUUGUUUCUUUCUUUCUCGAAAGCUCGUUGUUUCUUUCUGAUGCUUCGACAUUCACACACAUCACUACUCCUGCCAGCGGAUUAUUCGACUCGUCGUCGUGGGCGAACACGUGGACGCUCACUAUCCUUCUCCUUCACUUCUUCAACUUUGUUUUCCUUCUGGGAUCAUCUUCCUCGUGGUGGAUUGGCCGAUUCGUCGGAUAAGAACAAACUGUCUGCGAUAUUUGGGUGUACGAGAAAAUGCGCGUAAGGUCAAGGUGACGUUGGAGCAUGGAGACCAUAGAAGACAGUGGUGGCCUACGGGUCGAUGCCUCGAGAGGGAACAUCGCACCUGGUUGCUUACCGGUAGGGAGAAAGAAUUGUUUGAAAAUCGUUGAACCGGGUAUCGACGUUGACACGGUUAAGCAAGAGGAAAGUAGGAGAACCAUCACCACCACCGCCACCACCACCACCACCCACACCAACACCAUAGAGAUGGAUCCAUACAAGGAACUCGAGCUUUACCUCGCAAGAGUAAACGAAGAAAUCGGAGAGAUCAUCGAGUCAGCCCCAUCUACUCCAUUACGUGUCAUUGAAGAACCAAAAUAUCCAAAGCAAGAAGAAUCAACAACAAGUUUGGAUAAUACCUUGAAUACUUUAAUAUGUUUGCCAACGAAAAGUAUUGCUACUCGUAUUCCAAAGCGACAAAAUUCAUUGACACGUGGAAAUAAAAAAACAAUUGUAGCAGAAGAUAUUGGCGAGUGGUCCAACAACAUACUUGCCGAAUUUAAUAGCAUAAUAGCUAAGGAGAUUAACGAAUUAACCAAAGAACAUUCGGAAUAUAGGAAAGGACGAAGACAUAAUAUAAAAGAUAACGAAAAGGAGGAAGAAAAACCGAGAAUAAUCAAGUACAAAGAAUUGUUGAACGAAUUUGGUAUAUCGGAUAGCGAAAAUUCCGAUGAAAAUGUAAACAACGAUAAUACAAUUAACAAUACCUAUUGGUAUAACAGUAAUGAUUAUAAAAAUACUUAUGAAUGUAAACAAAAUCAUGAUAUUUCACGACGUAAAAGUGGAAGUUUACCGGAUAAUCUAGGUGUUGGUAUCGAUCAUCAUCGAUAUAAUGAUAGAACUAUCAAUGACAAUUGUCAAUCUAACUCAACGUCAUUAUCAACGAGAAACGUUAAUAAUCAUUGUUCGUGGAGUAAUUGUAACGUAUCUAGUCUACCAACGAGAAUCAAUCGUCCUGGGGGAUUAGAAGAGGACCUUAACAAUGAACCAAAGAAAAUUGUAGGUUUAAGAAACGUCUCUGACGACGAUGUACCGAUCGUCGUCGUCUUACCUCCGUCCUCAUCUUCCUCAUCUUCCUCAUCUUCCUCAUCUUCCUCAUCUUCCUCAUCAUCCUCAUCUACUUCUUCUUCUUCUUCAUCGUCGUCGUCAUCUUCAUCGUCGUCGUCAUCUACUUCUUCUACUUCUUCAUCGUCAUGUUCAAGAAUAAUCACCGUUGAAGAAUCUAAGAGUAAACUUCCACCACGUCAACGAACGGAUUUCCAAAGGAAACACAGUCUUCCUGUGACACCAAGCAAUCAUAGACGUCGUCGAGAUUGUCUAGCAAGGUUUGACAAAUUUCAACGUACUCAAGACGAUCAAGAUAUCAAUAUGGAUUACGCAGAUUACGAUGAUGUAUUUGAUACUAAAAAGGAUGAUCUUGCUGCUAGAGCUGCUAGAUCUAAAUCAUUGGACAACGAUGAUGUACCAAAAUCGGCACCGGUUACGCCAACCUACGAAGAAAAGAAACCACCACCAUUUGGGAAGUUUCUUAAAAGAAGACAGACACCUGUUUUUCACGAUAAUACGAACGACGACGUUGUAUUGGUCAGAGUAUCGUCACUACCCGAUCAGGAUUUAUUUUUAGCAAAUCGUACGAAGGAUAAUACGUCGACGAAAAAACGUGCCGUUUCACCUUUCACCUUACGUUCGGAUAUUUCAGCUAAAAGAUUGUCAGAAUCUGACAGAGAUGUCAGGGAAACUAGUCCGCCGGUUGAUUUGAAGAAAUUUUCAAUAUCAAGGUCGAGGGGUAACGACGUGGCAGUCGAAUGCGAUUUGCCACAAAAUAAUAAAAACCAAUUGACAAUGAUUAAUGACAAUAGAAGAAUGGAAAAUGUUGACGCUAAGAGAAUUAUCGAGGAACAAAACAACGCCAGAUCGGGAUCGUUGCCAAUCUCCCUGCACUCACUUUUAUCGAGAAUCAGAAAUGGUUCGGGUUCCUGUUGUCCUAACAGUCCACCAAUGGAAUCAUUUACUUAUUCUGACAUAGCCACACAAACGUCACCUCCUAUAUCAAGAAGUUCUAGUUUUACUUGGGUCAGCGAAUGCGAAUCACCGCGAGCGGAAUCGCAAUUGGAUUCGCAGUCGCUGCAAGACGAGAGUACACUAGACCCACCCUCGCCUCAAGACACCGUAGACGACGACAACAGAUCAUCAUCAUCCUGUCAAGAUCUUUUGCAAAGCAUGGAUGAGAUUUCAUCGGGUAGUUUGUCACCGGACGCUGUUGAUAGAGCUUCUUCACCCCUAGAAAGUGGAAUCGGUACUGCGAGCCCACCUAGAAGUACGGAUCGACGAUUAAGCAAACCGUCGACCUCUAAGUGUCACCGUAAAGAAACUUGGGAAAGAAUACGCCGUAGACCAUCUAAAUUGGGCUCGCGUAACGAUAAAAACAAUCAAGACGUUUGGGUAAAACGUGAAAGUGUUCACACACAAACGAAACAUCACGAGGAGGAUUUAUAUAUACAAGAAGUGAUUGACAGUAGCAGUGGAUUGGACGAUUCUUUGCCACGUGUUAAACCACCUAGACCUACCAAUCUACCAUUAUGUCUGUCUACGACAGCCAGUUCAUUGAGUUCCGGUGAAUUAUUGGAGACUCCACCACGUGCACCAUCUUCACCAUCGGCAGCUAGUCUGCAGUUGAAACCAGAACCAUUGACGAUAGAAAUGGGCGGAAAGAGUAGCAGUGCGCCGUUGUUGGAAAACAACGACGUAGGAAAUAACGUGGGAAAGGUCUCGUCGUUGCAGCAGCCACGUUCGCAAUCGGAACGACAACUAUCAGAAAUCGAAGCACAAGAGGCAUGCAAGUGGUUACGUGCAGCAGGUUUUCCUCAAUAUGCACAAAUGUACGAGGACUAUCAAUUCCCAAUUGAUGUUACGGGAGUGGCGAAGGAUCAUCCCUUUCUCGAAACUGAUUCCUUGCAAAGUCUUUUCAGGCGUUUACAUGCGCUCAAUCGUUGCGCCAAUAUGAAAUUGGACACGCAUCACUCGCAUCAUAGCACGAGCCACAGCAAAAGCGGUGGUGGCGGAGAAGAUUCAGACGAGGAUACGCAAUGCGCCUUGAGCGAAAAUUGGACAUUCGAGAAGAAAACGAGACGAUGGUCUCGGGUAGGUGACGUCACUCAAGCAAACGUUGAGAGGUUGCAAGCGAUAGCUGGACAACAGACGGUUGUGCAAUCGGAGGAGGAUUCUCUACAGGAUCGGUUAGAGGCAGAGGAGGCUGAAGAUACGAUGUUGGAGAAUUUGAAAUACAGUAGCCUGCCACCGGGUACGUUGCCGGAGGAGAUCAGUCCGAGAUUUCGCAGGACCGGCUCUGAAAGACUACGAGAUGGAGCUAAGGCCAUACUGAGGAGGGUCGAGUCCCUCAAGUCCCGACGACGCAAGCGUCAGAAUCGUGACGGUGUCGUGAUAAGCGGUCCGCAAGUACUCGACGUGAUGUCGAUGCAGCAAAAGAUGAAAGAGUUGAAUUGCGUUGACGUGUCACCAACUGGACCGGCACCGAUCACUUUUAACGAUCAUAACAACAUAUCGAGUUCCUCGCCCGUUCACGUACCCGGCUCGCCAGUGACCUUGCCACCUUCACCUUAUCAUUUACCGCCUUCUCUUCUAACGAAUGCAACGAACAGUCCGUUCGGCGAUGAUUCUUCGAGUUACUGCUCGGAUGGUUCGCAAGGAGGUGGUCCGACGCCUACGCCAACGCGUACGAAGAUGAAUCGAGCACGUAGAUUGCUCCAUCGUGGUAGAGACGAUCAAGGUGCAUUGAGCGACUCUGAGUGUCAGCCGACCAGCUGGAGGCAAAGAUACUUUAGAGACGCCAAUAGCAAUCAUGCGAAAGUAUUGGAAUACGUAGCUGCUCAUCCACAGACGCCAAAGGAAUGUUCACCGAAGAAUACGCCUAUCAACACGCGCGGUGGAAGCCUCAAUCUUGGCAAGGAGUCGCAAAGGUUUCGCGAUAAGUUGAACCAGGGUCAGGAAAGGUUCAAGGAAGACAAGGUAUCCGCGUUGAAGCGAGAGGAUAAAAUGCAGAAGAGUUUCAGGCGUCGUGACGAUUCACAUAGGGAUGAAAAACCUUUGUCGAAGGAUGUAACCGUUUACAGGGACAAAUCGCGCUCGAGAAGUUCCGAGUUGGGGGCUAGUCAGGAAAGCAGUUCUACCGUAGCGAGCAGAGACUCCGAUCAGGAGGAAGAUUCUCCGAGGCACAAGGUCACGGUCGUAAGGUGGCAUAGCUUUCAAAGGGGCUCCCUAUAUCCGGAACCACUCGAUCCCCUUUGUCCAAGAGCUAUGGCUUCGAUGUCCUGCGGACAACUAUUGGUCCUUAGAAAAUUAGCAUUGCUCAAAUUAACAGCUUGCAUGGAACGUUAUUGUCCAACACAUCGUACAGGAUGGAAUUGGGAAUUGCCAAAGUUCAUCAGAAAAAUUAAGACACCCGAUUACAAAGAUAAAACUGUAUUUGGUGUACCUCUGCUUCUAUCUCUCCAGAGAACUGGUCAGGCUCUACCAAAAAGUAUACAAAACGCUUUAAGAUGGAUCAGAACUAAUGCAUUAGAUCAAGUUGGGUUAUUCAGAAAGAGUGGUGUCAGGUCGAGAAUACAAAAGUUGAAAGUUAUGACGGAAACUCAAGGCGAUAGCAUUAAUUUCGACGGUCAACAAGCUUUCGAUGUAGCAGAUUUAGUGAAACAAUACUUCAGGGAAUUACCCGAAGCUUUAUUGACGAACAAGCUCUCUGAAACGUUCAUCGCUAUCUUUCAACAUGUUCCAUUGGACCUACGACCGGACGCAGUUCAGUGUGUCCUCCUCCUAUUACCGGACGAACAUCGAGAGGCUUUGGAAGCGUUGCUCGAUUUUUUGAAUCAUGUCGCAAGCAACUCGGUUUACAAUCAAAUGACAGCCUCGAAUCUGGCCGUGUGCCUGGCACCGAGCCUGUUCCACUUCAACCACAGCAACACAAACGUGACCAACAGGCCGAGCAGUGUAUCCCCUCGUAGGAGAAAGACCGUGGGCAGUCCCGAUCCGCGGGAAUUGUCGGAAAACAAAGCAGCGCACGAUUGUCUUCUGUAUCUGGUCAACAUGCAUCGUGAAUUAUUCAUGGUCUCAUCGGAUAUGCUGACACAGUGUCACUUCAAUUACAUGGAAGAGAGCGUUCCAGUCGCCCUCGAUGAACUCGGUUCGGAGCUCAAUCAAGACUGGAGGGGAUAUUUGAAAGCCUGCACGACUGCAUUGUUGAAAGAAGCAUGCGAAAAAAGUCGCGGAUGGGUCAACGUUAACAAUCCUGCCGAUAGUAGCGUCGAUAUGGCUUACAAAAAAGUUGGAGAUGGACAUCCUUUGCGACUUUGGCGAGUUUCGACUGAAGUCGAAGCACCACCUAAUGAACUGUUACAUCGUGUACUUAGGGAAAGACAUAUUUGGGAUCAGCAACUUCUCAAAUACAGAUUGGUCACAGAGUUGGAUAAAAACGUGGAAGUAUUUCAAUAUGCAAUUGGAAAUAUGAGUCCUCUUCCUGCACGGGAUUACUGUGUAUUAAGAUCCUGGCGUAACGAUCUUCCUAAGGGUGCUUGUGUUAUCGUUGAAACGUCGGUUGAACAUCCAGAUGCCCCGGUUAUGCUUGGUGGAACUCGCGGAAUCGUUUUAGCCUCGCGUUAUUUAAUUGAACCAUGCGGUAGUGGAAAAUCACGUAUCAUGCAUUUGUCUAGGGUCGAUACAAAAGGACGAACACCCGAUUGGUACAAUAAAAGUUACGGACAUAUAGCAGCACUACAUCUAAGUAAGAUUCGAAAUUCUUUCAAGCAUACUACCGAUGGGCCAGAGACCAAAGUUUGAGACGAGUAUACCGUGCAGUGUGCAACACUGCACGGUGCUUAUCCGUAUUAUCAAGAAACCGGCAAAACCAUAAAAAAGGAUUCCCGACUAUCUAAUAAUAUUACAAGAUUAACCAUUGACGAGAACUGAUUGAUUAUCAUGACUUUAUUACAUUUCAAGAUAUAUAAACGUGUCAAAAUUAAUUAUAAUACUCGCCGAUCCGAUGUAACAUUGUUUUUAACGUCCUCGUAUUAUCGUUGAAAUGUUAGAAUAUAUUUUUUAAGGAAACAAAAAAAAGAAGAAAAAAAAAAUAGAAAAAAAAGUAAGAUAUAUAUCGAAGAAACGUUAGGAUGAAAAAUGAUCGACGUUGACAAUUAAUUAAACGAUAAGAAAAAGAAACGUGGUUUUAUUAAAGCAUAUCUCUUUUUAAAUAUUACAAUUAAUUAGAUAGAUGUUAAACAACUCGCGUUCGAGAUUUUACAUAAUUUUAUGUGUCGUCGUCGAUCGGGAUGAAAGAAAAAAAAAAAAAAAGAAAUAAGAAAAGAACACAGAUAAACAAAACGAUCAAUGACUCUAUAAUAUAUUUUCAGAUGAAAAAAAAAUAUUAUGUCGUUUGUAAUGGCUAUACUUAAAUCAAAAUCGUAUAACGAGAAUCGUCGUUGAUGUUUGAUCGUUUAGAGAAAAGAAAAAAAAAAAAAAGAAAAAAAAGAUGAAUAUAUUUUUUUGUGUACACCGUGUUGUCUCGUAAAAAGAGAAGAAACACGUACGUCAAAAUGAAUAUAAAUAAAUAAAAUGUUAAAAGUGUAUAAUCGAAGACAGUUUCGAUCUUAAUUAUUUGAACAUUGUCAUUCGUUUCAAAGUGUGUAUUCAUUGUGCAUAGAUUGUAAGUAAUUCGAGAAUUCUCACGAUAUAUAUUUUUUAUUCAUUUUCCGGACCAAAUGCUAAUUUUUCUAUUGUAUCAUAUUCGCCUCAUAUCGCGUUUAAAAAUAUAGUUAUAUAUAUAUAUUAUAAUAUUAUACAUAAUAAGAGCAAAGAAAAAUGGAUGUAUAAAUAUCGUGUAAAUGUACAUUUUAUGUGGUACGUAUUUUUAAAUAAUUGUGUAUAAGUCUUGUUGAUUUAGGAUAGAUUGAACAUGCAACGUAAUUUCGUUGCAUGUUCGCAUAAUUAAUUUAUAUUAUUAAGUCAUAUAUUUCAUGACAAGCAUUAACCAAAAGUUAUAUAUUAAAAAUUGAAACAUUUCAAUAACUUUAUACUUUAUCGAAUAUGCAAAAACGCACAUUUAUUCUAAACAAUUCAUGGAAAUGACGCUUAUUGGAAUUACAAAGUUACAACAAACUUAUGUAAAUCUCUGAUUAUUAACUUUUAGAAUGAUCGUCGUUUGAGGGCAUUUAAAAAGGUACUAUUCGUUUGAAUAUGUCCACUUAGUCCAAAUAUAUAUAUAUAUAUCUAUUCUAGAGAAUUAAUAUCUAUUUUAAAGAAUUAAUCGAUUAAAUGAAAUCGGAAAACAAAAACAACAACAAAUAAAAAAAACUAAUAUUCGUAGAAUUGUGUGGGUGCGUGCGUGUAAAUGAAAAGAUUAUUUUUCGAACGUGUGUGCGUUGUAAUAUGAUGGCAUAUUAGUAAGAAAAAUUUAGGGACCAUCUUCGUUUCGAGCCUAUUAUUAAAUGAUCUGCGCUUAAACGCACUAUUCCCAGGUAUAAUAGUAAUAAUGGACAAAAAAAAAGAAAA